CGGGGUGCAGCAUUUAAGGCCUUCCCUGGCAGAAGAGACCACCAGGCCGAUCCACGCUCCUGGCUGAGAUCCGCUGGUUCCCGAAGCCUGUCUGGGAGCUCCUAGCAUUUCUUCUGCCCCUCAUUUCCAGCUCUUUGAGACCUGAGCUGUAGGCUCUUUCUGAGGUCCUGAAGAACGGAAGUGGAGACUCUUUGAUCUUUGAUUUUUGACAGUGACGAUCUGGAUGGCUUCCACGCGGAUCCGAGAGGCCAGGGAGAGAGAUUGUGCAGACAUUCUGAGGAUGAUACGGGUGAAGCCUGCGGGCUGGAAAACCGAGUGCCGUGGGGCUGGGAGCGGCGUGGUCGGAGCGGGGGAGGAACUGGCCGAGUACGAGCAACUGUCCCAUCAGGUGAAGAUCAGCGAAGAAGCCCUGAGAGCAGAUGGCUUUGGAGAGAACCCUUUCUUUCACUGUUUGGUGGCAGAGGUUGUUCCAGCGUCUGGGGAGCUCCAAGGGCCCCGUGUGGUGGGCUACGGGCUGUACUACUUCAGCUACAGCACAUGGAAGGGACGAAACAUUUAUCUGGAAGACAUCUAUGUGAUGCCGCAAUAUCGGGGUCAAGGGAUCGGUACCAAAAUAAUCAAAAAGGUGGCUGAGGUUGCCCUGCAGAAGGGGUGCUCCCAGGUCCGCCUGGCAGUUCUGGACUGGAACAAGAAGGCCAUGGACUUGUACAAGUCUCUGGGAGCUCAAGAUCUGACUGAGGCAGAAGGCUGGCGCUCCUUUCGAUUUGAAGAAGAGGCAAUGAAGGAGAUGGCAGGAUGUUGACGUCAGCCCCCGGGGACUUCUCUCUACUGCUGGCUCUUUGGGAUCACCGUAUCAGGUUCCCUAAGACUGUAUUCACAGACAGGGACCCAGACAGACACUACCCCAAAGGCCUCCUGAGGCGUAGAAAGAGUGGAAGCAAGGGACCAGUCUUGUUGAGAAUGACAAAUAAAAUACGUGGCUUCCCUGG
This is a messenger RNA of Peromyscus californicus insignis, 989 nucleotides long. RefSeq names its product spermidine/spermine N1-acetyltransferase family member 2 (gene Sat2). The record is from RefSeq and is a predicted model, not a curated record. NCBI's taxonomy places the organism in Eukaryota, Metazoa, Chordata, Mammalia, Rodentia, Cricetidae. The transcript has 6 exons. Gene Ontology annotation, molecular function: N-acetyltransferase activity. Bases 224 to 802 code for a protein of 192 amino acids.